CACCCCUGCCUUCUAUGACAAAACCCAGCCUUCUCAUGAAAUGAGUCACCAGAACUACACAUGCAGUGAGUACAGGGCACAGAGUCUGCAUGUGUCUUCAGCAAGAAAUAUCAUAGCACAAACCGAAAGAUCACAGGAGUCACUCUACAACUACAGAAUCUGAUCGUCAAGACUUCAUAGAAAAUCUUACAGCUAUUGUAAGUGAAGUACGUAAUUCAGAGCAGAGGAUCGACUGUUGUAGACGACUGCAAAGAGAGAAAGCAGAAUCGUGUCAAGAUGUUGACUAAUGAUGAGGCAGCGGUGCAGGAGGUGAGAUACUGUCUGAAGACUCUGAGAGAGCAAAUGGCAGCCAGAAAAUACAAUAACAACAACAAGAUUCCAUCCAAUGGCUUUAAAGUUGACGUACUUGUCAGCAAAGCCAAUGGAUCCAAUGGAUUUGUGAACGGCUCUUACUCCACAUGUCUGGGUCAGGAGGAAGAUGAAAACUCUUUAGCCUUGAGAGAAGUCACUAAACAUCUUUACAGUCGUCUGCAUGAGAUGGAGAAAAAACACCAGGAGGAGAAAGAGAGACUACAGGCGGAAAACAUUGAAUAUCAGCGGAUGUUUCUAGAGGAGCAUACCUCUCGCAUACAGAAGGCAGAAACCAAGGCAGAGGAACAGGGCAAAAAGGUGGAAGAGAUGCAGAAGGUUAUGCAUGGCUUGGAGCUGGAAAAUGCCACGUUACGAGAAAAAUUGGCCGCUAGCGAGGCUGAACUUGAGAAACUGCGAGGACUGAAGAAAACAGAUAGUGAGGACAGGUCUGAACAGCUGAAAAAGGAGCUGGCAACUCUGAAGAAUAAGAACCACAACUUAGAUGACAUGCUCAAAAGUCAACAAAGGAAAGUCAGGAACAUGAUCCAACAGGUGCAAAAUUCCCGAACCAUAAUGGAGCAAAGAGACCGGGUAAUCGGUGACCUCAAAGAGAGGGUGGCUUUCCUCGAAGCUGAGAAUAGAGAGAUUCAUGACCGGAUGGAGUUUUAUUUGGACAACCAAGUGUCUAAACCAUAUAACUCAGACAUGGGGUCCAAGGUUGUCUACAGCAAACCUCUGACGCCAACAAGUCCUGGAAACAAGUCUAUGCCAUUCAUUAAAGUGGUUGAGAUCAAGUCCUGAACAACAGAUGAAGACAGCUGAUGAAGAGAGAGAGACAGGUUGAGUGAGAGACACAUUGUAACAACGUAACAGAAGUAACAACGUUUAUGCAACAUCCCUCUGUUUAUCACAUGAGUAGCACUUGAGGUAUAUAUAUAUAUAUAUAUAUAUGGAAAUAUAAUUGAUUUGCAGAACACAUACUGCAUUUUUAUACAUUAAUCAAUUGUAUUCGUAUUUGUAGAUGUAAGUGUUGAUAUUCAUAUUUCCUACAGAUCUGUCAAUAUAUCUGUUUCAUGUAUAUAAUCUAAUAAUGCAGCCAUUUUUAGAUUGGCAUCGCAACUGUUGCCUGGCUACCAGUUUCUCCAUAUCUGGUUAAGCAGAAGUGCGCUAUUUGACUAUUUGAUUCGCUGCGUUCAGUAUAAAAACGUAUGGUCUGUAGAGGAAACAUUUGCGCUUAUUGCACUUGGAAUUGUGUCCUUUUUUCUGUUAUUUAACUCAGUAAAUAUAAGAUUAAAAAAGGAGUCCCAAAAACUGAAAUAUGUGAUCAUAGUCUAAAUAGCUGUUUACAUCACACCUGCGUUACCAAAGCAAUGACUGAUGCAUAUGUAUUACAUCCCAAAGAGCUCCGUUAUCAACACUACAGUGGAAAAUGAAACCAUAUCCGUGCUGACUGGCAUGGAAAGGAACGGUUAAGCAAAGAGAACCGUUCGGCCCGAUGGUGGAAAAGCCACUGUUUGUGAUCAACAGCCAAUUUGAGUAAUCUGAUAAAGCCACAACAAUAUUUCUGUGCUUCUUAUGAAUCUGUGUAUGUACAUAUACUCUAAUGUACAGUUCUGAAUUUACUGUACCUUGCAAAGCUGUCUUUUCCCUUUGGGAACUGUAAUUAUAUUGUGUUUUUAAUAACUUUUUUUCUGUUACUGUGUUCAGUGCUCAACUACCUUUCCAUCCAUCUCUUAUUAAAUGUGAAAAAAAUGUGUUACUGUAGAUGGAAUUGUAGUGCUAUGCACAUUUCUUUGGUAUCGUGUUUUACCUGGUUUAUGUAUUUAUCUUUUAAGGGCCAAACAAUAAAAAGUAUUUAAGUUU
Molecule: messenger RNA, 2214 nt
Organism: Carassius auratus (goldfish)
Lineage: Eukaryota; Metazoa; Chordata; Actinopteri; Cypriniformes; Cyprinidae
Product: tuftelin-like
Exons: 11
Coding region: 277-1152 (291 amino acids)
Biological process (GO): intracellular signal transduction
Cellular component (GO): intracellular anatomical structure
Source: RefSeq, a predicted model, not a curated record